This is a messenger RNA of Seminavis robusta, 987 nucleotides long. Lineage: Eukaryota; Bacillariophyta; Bacillariophyceae; Naviculales; Naviculaceae. The record is from the annotation of a GenBank genome assembly.
AUGCAACAGUCGUCGACAUCCCAUACUACUACCACCAAUACCACUGCAGGUGCCGCCGCCAAAAGAGGCAGCAGUAUCCGUCGUGCGAGUGGUAGCAGUCCUCACAUCAAGCUCGAAGGCAAGCUCAAGACGCUUCUGAAGAAGCAUUUUGGGUCCACGAAACACAAAGAGGUCAAACAAGCCAUUGAUGAACUAACUCCCCACAAUCCCACGGCGGAACCCACCAAGUCGCCACUCCUGGUGGGAGAUUUUAUCUGUCAUACCAUCCCCGAGUUUCCGGGACGUAUCAAGACGCAGAACAAGGAGAUAAUCCAGUACACUCUGGGCCGAUUGUCCUUUGGCGUGUUUCAGCCUCACAGUCUGGUAUGCACUAUACGAUCUGUAAGGCAAUCGAUUCGAGUCAGAAUUGCAACCAAAACGGGAAAGUUCAAAAUGUACGAGUACCCCGUCAUGAUGGAUUUGACCGUUCAUACUCCUAAUGGUGAGGAUCUCCCGGCCGUUGUCAGUCAUGAUGCCAUAUGCUACGAAUGCCCGAAGCAGCCGCAUCGAAUGAAGGUGACAUUCAAAGGAUCCACUUUGAUGCCCAGUCGAGAGGUAUUGAUGAACGAAGAAUUGAUGAAUGUUUGGAUGGAGACCUUUGAAGGAGCCUACGAAAAAGCUGCACUGGAAAGAAACAUUUUGAGCCGAACGCUACGAUCUAUGAUGGCGUGGUGGUUUCAAAUGACGCUGCCUUCGGAUGAAGAGAUGCAAAACACACAAGACCAUUCAGUCCACUUUGAAAUGAAGCGGGCUCCCAAGGGGCACCUGGAUAUCCUCUACCUGAGUGACACAACUCGAAUCACGAAGGGGAAUCGGGGGACUCUGGUUGUGGUGGAACCAGUCGAUUGCACAAUUGAAGAAGGAGAAGCAACCACUGGCAGAGAUGAACUGGUGCCUGCGUUGGUUGGAGAAGAACCGUUAGCCGUCCUCACAGAGGUGGAGGCGUAA